This is a messenger RNA of Aspergillus alliaceus, 2390 nucleotides long. RefSeq names its product OPT oligopeptide transporter protein-domain-containing protein. Gene Ontology annotation, molecular function: oligopeptide transmembrane transporter activity. Gene Ontology annotation, biological process: transmembrane transport. Lineage: Eukaryota; Fungi; Ascomycota; Eurotiomycetes; Eurotiales; Aspergillaceae. Bases 1 to 2346 code for a protein of 781 amino acids. The record is from RefSeq and is a predicted model, not a curated record. The transcript has 13 exons.
AUGGCGUCUGAAACUUCUUCAGAUCACAUUAAACCCAAAGAUGGUCGAGAUGAUAGCAAGAAUGGGCCCACCGUCGAAGCUCGCACGGUAGAUUUACGAUCAUAUGGAGGAGCAAAUGAGCUUUCAAAACUAGGAGAGGCAACCGAAUUGUCACCUGUGGAGGCGUUCAAAUGGAAUGUUGAAGGGGACGAGUCACCGUUUCCUGAGGUAGCAGCAUGUGUAUCUAACAAAGAUAAUCCGACCAUGCUCUGUAACACUAUGCGGGCGUGGAUUUUGAUUACAAUCUUCGUCAUUGUGUUUUCUGGUGUCAACCAAUUUUUCGGGCUACGAUAUCCAUCUCUUACCAUCGGUUACGUUGUUGCCCAGCUUCUCGUUUAUCCUAUCGGUCGGGCUUGGGAAAAGCUUCCACGCUGGAGAGUCCCACUGGGAAGACUGUCGUUUGACAUCAACCCGGGCAGGUUCACCAUCAAAGAACAUGCCUUUAUUGUGAUAUGUGUUAAUAUUAGCGCCUCCACACCUUAUGCUCAAGGCUCAUUGAUGGCCAUCAUUCAUCCUCGGUUUUGGGGCCGUGAUUAUGGUGCUGGGUUCUCUUUUCUGUACCUGCUGACAACCCAGAUGAUUGGCUUCGGCCUGGCUGGACUUGCUCGCCGGUGGAUUGUCUACCCUGCCGCCCUCAUUUGGCCUACGUCCCUUUCAUCCACCGUUCUCUUCCGCGCUCUCCACGAACGUGAGGAUCAUUCCCCUGUAAAUGGAUGGACUAUCACUAGAUAUAGUUUCUUUGCGUCCUUUACAAUUUUUGGAUUUGUGCUCUUCUGGUUCCCAGAUUAUAUCUGGACCAGCCUGAGUAGUUUUGCAUUCAUCACCUGGAUCGUGCCUCACAAUCAAGUUGUUAACACAUUGUUCGGAAUGAACUCGGGUUUGGGACUUCUGCCGAUUAGUCUCGACUGGACAGAGAUUAACUAUGCUGGGUUUCCACUCACCACCCCAUUCUACAUUACAUGCAAUGCAUUCGCUACAAUCGUGAUAUUCUACUUCUUCCUUUCGCCAGUCCUAUAUUACACGAACGUCUGGAAUAGUGCUUACCUUCCGCUUCUAUCUUCGGGUACGUUUGAUAAUACCGGCCAGUCGUAUAAUAUCACACGCGUGGUUGAUGCGAAUCUAAACUUUGUCGAGAGCAAAUACCAAUCCUACUCACCGAUGUACAUCUCGAUCGCCUAUGCUCUCACGUACGGUCUGGGCUUUGCGGCAGUGACGGCCGUAAUCCUGCAUACUUAUCUCUACAAUGGUAGCGAGAUCUGGGCUAAAUUUAGGAACUCUCGUGCUGGCGGGGAGGACAUUCAUCGUCGACUGAUGCAUGCGUACAAGGACGUGCCAGACUGGUGGUAUGGGGUGUUGACCGUUGUCGUGCUCGGACUGGGCAUUCUCACCGUGCGAUACUGGGAGACGGAUUUGCCCGUCUGGGGAUUCCUCAUCGUCUGUUUUGGCAUGGGGGUUGUCUUGAUUCUCCCGGAAGGGAUCCUGCAGGGAACAACUAACCAACGAGUGUUUCUGAAUAUCAUUACCGAGCUUAUCGCGGGAUAUGCGUGGCCCGGCAGCGCUAUCGCAAACACCAUGGUCAAGUGUUAUGGUUAUAACUCGAUUAAACAUGCGAUGGACUUUGCACAGGACCUCAAAAUGGGGCAGUAUAUGAAAAUCCCGCCUCGGACUCUUUUUGCCGGUCAGAUCUAUGCAUCUAUUAUUGCAACUAUGACGCAAACUGGAGUGCUGCGCUGGAUGCUAGGACAUAUCUCUGGACUUUGCGAUCCUAAGAACCCGAAUCGCUUCACAUGCAACGGGUCCAAGGUUAUGUACAACUCUUCCAUCAUUUGGGGAACGAUCGGCCCACAAAGGCUGUUCCAGAGCGGACAGGUAUACAACGCGCUCAUGUACUUCUUCUUACUUGGACCCGUGGUCACUGUCAUAGUAUAUGUUCUGUACCGGCGUUAUCCCAAUAGCUGGCUGAAGUAUGUGAAUGUACCCAUCUUCUUCAAUGCUGCCGGCAAUAUUCCCCCUGCUACUACGACGCAAUACUCUCUCUGGUUUAUUGUCGGCUUUAUUUUCAACUUUUGGAUUCGCCGACGCGCCUUCCAGUGGUGGAAGCGAUACAAUUACCUGCUCCAAGCUGCCAUGGAUACGGGUACUGCUCUUGCGACAAUUAUCAUAUUCUUUGCCCUGAGCUACACUGGCACCAAGCUUAAUUGGUGGGGCAAUACGGUUGGAUCGAAUACCUAUGAUUCUCAAUCUGUUCCGUACUUGACCGUGUCGAAGGGAGGCCAUUUUGGUGCGGGGCCAGGGGAGUUCAAGUAGAGAGUUGAAAUAAUUUCCGUUGGCAUCGAUAGAGCCCAUGCAAG